UUGCAGGUCUGCGUUUUUGUUUACAUGUGUUUGCAUUUUUAAAGCCAGUUACAUAUGUUAGCUGUUACCAGAUAGCUGAAGGUGACCGGUGGUACGUCUCGGUGUUUUCUGGAUUCAACGUGAACGUUACACGCCGCCGCAAGAACAGGAACUCGAAAGGUUUCUCUCUAAUUUUGGUCAUUUUCAAUUGAAUUUUAGUUGGGUUUUUCUUUUACAGCAACGUAACGUUACUUAAGUUAAGCUGAGAUACAACAUCUCGCAUACGCGAAAUCUUUUUUUUUUUUUUUUUUUAUAAAUCAGCGGACGUUGGUUAGGUGUUAAUAUGUGAUGUUAGAGAGAAAUGCGGCGUUUUGGUGUCUGGUGUGGGUCUGUUUCGGUUUUCGUUUCUCCCCUGAUGCUCCUGGCUUUGACACACAGCUCUCCACUGUCACCUGAUCACAUGGCAACUCACACCGAGAUGAAAGGGAAUAUCUUGGAGGGCAUUUUGCUGAACUGACUAACAUGAUGAGAAGUAAAUGUAAAGCAAGCGACGCGUGGAAAAGGGGAACCGAACAUUAGUUUUUCGUCAUUCAGCUCUGUUUGACCGUCCCCGGAGUCUAAAAAGUUGGUUUAUUGGACUUAUUUUUUUAACCUUGCACGGUGUACCUGAUGAAGGCGCGUGCUUAGGUUUUCGUUUGAAGUGUUAUAUUCUCCCACGAGCCAUAAUGUCGGACCCAGAGAUGUCUCUGCCAGUCCUCAAGAAGCUCAGCUAUGCGGUGGGACACUUUCUGAACGACCUGUGUGCCUCCAUGUGGUUCACAUACCUGCUGGUGUUCUACCACUCGGUACUGGGAUUCCACAACACGAAUGCAGGUGUGUUGCUGUUGGUCGGCCAGAUAGCCGAUGGUAUCUGUACGCCUCUCAUUGGCUACGAGUCUGACCGAACCCCUGGCUGUGGCAACUACGGCAAGAGGAAGACAUGGCAUUUAGUCGGUACACUGAGCGUGGUGAUAUCCUUUGCCUUCAUCUUCAACCAGUGUGUGGGCUGUGACCCCCUCACCCCUCAGUGGGCCAGUUUGACCUACUUCAUCCCGUUCAUCGUCGUCUUUCAGUUCGGCUGGGCCGCCACCCAGAUCUCCCAUCUGUCUCUCAUUCCGGAGCUGGUCACCUGUGAGCACGAUAAAGUAGAACUCACUGCAUACAGGUAUGCGUUCACAGUGAUAGCCAACAUCACAGUGUAUGCAGUGGCUUACCUGCUGUUCCACUUCCAGGCCGGAGAGCACAACGACCCGCUCAGUGAUGGGCUUGGACCAGCAGAUAUCCCCGUCUUCAGGAAUCUGGCGUUGAUUGUGCUGGCCAUCGGCGCUCUCUUCUCCCUCCUCUUCCACCUGGGUAUCACAGAGAGGAGGCGUGAAACAGGGGGGGAGGCCGGGGGAGAGGAGGGGAGGAGGAGUAUAGGGGAGGAGGAAGAGGAAGAGGGGGAGCGGAGGCCCCUGCUUCCUCGCCCGAGGACUUCCAUGUAUCUUCUGCAGUGGAAAUGUUGGCUGAAGCAGCCUUCUUUUUACCAGGUGGCCUUACUUUACAUGUGUACCAGGUUAAUCGUCAAUCUGUCUCAGACAUACAUCUCAAUGUAUCUCAUCAACACUCUGGGGCUGCCCAAGAACUUCAUUGCAACCAUCCCAUUAGUGAUGUACCUGAGUGGCUUCCUGUCCUCCUUCAUCAUGAAGCCUGUCUCUAAACUCAUCGGGAAAUGUCUCACCUACUUCGUGGGCCUGCUGCUGAUUAUGGCCUUCUCCUACUGGGUGCUGUUGGAUGGCCAGAUGGGUCAGCGGGUUUACGGGGCUGCGGUGCUGCUGGGGGCCGGGUCAGCCACCAUCCUGGUCAUAUCGCUCGCCAUGACCGCGGAGCUCAUUGGCGAUCAGACGCAAAGUGCAGCAUUUGUGUAUGGAGCCAUGAGUUUCACUGAUAAAGUGGCUAAUGGGUUAGCUGUGAUGGUCAUUCAGGCUCUGCAUCCUUGCCGUACUGUGGUGUGCUGUCCGGCCUGUGUGUGGUUCUAUCAUUACAUCAUGGUCAUAGUAACGGGAGGCGUCACAGUCGUUGCGGCUUUGGCGCUCUGCUCCAUCCUCAUCUGGCCAAUCAAGAUCAGACCACUUAUCUCUAAGGAUGAAGCCAGAGUCAACUGACAGUCCUCUUCCCUACAACAACUGACAUCCUGAAGGACAAGAGCUUUCACUUUUGUUUCUUUUGAAGAUUCAUCUCUACUUUUUCUGGAAAAACGCCUCAGGGGAAUUCCUGACUGACGGCUCGACUAGUGCAAUCAUUGUGAUACAUUCAUCACUUCUGAUAAAGUAACAGGGGUGAGAAGGGAAACCAUUUUUUUUUUCCAGUUUUCUCAUCAUGUUCCAAAAAUGAUGUUCAUCCCAGUCCCCGGUAAUUAUAU
Molecule: messenger RNA, 2419 nt
Organism: Etheostoma spectabile (orangethroat darter)
Lineage: Eukaryota; Metazoa; Chordata; Actinopteri; Perciformes; Percidae
Product: major facilitator superfamily domain-containing protein 12
Exons: 11
Coding region: 705-2162 (485 amino acids)
Biological process (GO): carbohydrate transport; pigment metabolic process involved in pigmentation; regulation of melanin biosynthetic process
Cellular component (GO): plasma membrane
Molecular function (GO): symporter activity
Source: RefSeq, a predicted model, not a curated record